Molecule: messenger RNA, 854 nt
Organism: Rhagoletis pomonella (apple maggot)
Lineage: Eukaryota; Metazoa; Arthropoda; Insecta; Diptera; Tephritidae
Exons: 3
Coding region: 534-854 (106 amino acids)
Source: RefSeq, a predicted model, not a curated record
CGACAAUCAAACAUUUUAGCAGUGUUAUGGCAUGAUGAGAGCCAAGUUUCUGUUAUGACUAUGAUAUCGUAAAGACAUGACGAAGAAAAAAGCAGCAAUGGCAAAAUGUUAGUUCUUAUACCUCCAGCGUUUUGAUAAUACAUCAAAAAUUCAGCAAAUUUCGAUGAUAUACUGGGAGGGUUCACACUCGCUAUGCUUGCGGUGGGUUCACAUCUCUUUUUGGAAAAUUUGUGAACGGGCGGACUCUUACAUACUCUUGCCGAAGAGAAGAAUCGAGAAUAUUUUCAAAAUAUUGCUCAGCAACACCUAACUGGAAAGAUAUUCUCUUCAGGUUCAGGUCAAAGAAGAUGCUUUUUGUCAAUAUUCGCAUGACUAUGGACAUAAUCAAUGAUGUUUUCUUCGCUCACAUUGGGGCUAAACGAUGACAAGUGUAUCCACUUAGUUUGUGCAAUUACAUCAGUUCGCUCCAGGUUUUACGUCCUACAACAAUAUUAUCGGCAUGUCUCUUUUUGUUUUUCUUUCUCAUCACAGCAAUGAAGUUGGCUUCGUCGUUUUCGAGCAUAACUGAGUGGCUACUGUGUGCCAAAUGCAUCGUGACGGCAUUGUUAUUGGACGAAGAGGGAGAAACAUUAGAACAAGCGAGAGUUUGCGAUGUAUUACCAGCUGCGGCGGCGGCGGAAUAUGAUAUAGAAGAUGAAAUUACAGCUGUGGACCUUGAAGUAUUCCGGCGCUCUGAGCGGUUGGAGAAUCUACCACGAAAAAUUACAAUUUCUGUAGCAUCAGAUCCGAACACUGCGGAAGAAGCGAUGCUUCGCAUAAUUGUAAUACUUAUAAGCAUAUUCUUGAUACAUUAA